AUGCCCUCGGGCCAUGGCAUUAUGCCUUUCAUGAAUCUCUCCACAGCAGAACGUCACCAGUUACACGCGACGAUCGAUGCGUCGAUCGCCUCUGGUAAUUUGCCGCGCGUGCAGCAGAAGCAGUAUCCGAUUCUUCGAAAGCUGCUGGAAGAUCCCGAUGAACCCACAGCGCAGUACAUCCUGGCGCCGUUUCAGCUUCUGCCCCGCGAGGGCAGCAGUCCCAAGGGCCUCUUCUCAAUGAGUCAUCCAGGAUGCUUCAUCACCGUUGUCUCCGCACUGAGCUAUUCAUUGUCUCGCGGUUCGGUGCAUCUCCAGUCCGCAGACACCAAAGCAGCGCCAGCUAUCGACCACGGCAUUCUGCGUCACCCCGCAGACCUCGAGCUCCAUGCACGUCACAGUAUUUGGACCGAGACAUUGGCCGAAACCGAGCCAAUGGCCUCUCUACUUAAGAAGUAA
Aspergillus viridinutans is the source of this 456-nucleotide messenger RNA. RefSeq lists its product as uncharacterized. Lineage: Eukaryota; Fungi; Ascomycota; Eurotiomycetes; Eurotiales; Aspergillaceae. The transcript has a single exon. Bases 1 to 456 code for a protein of 151 amino acids. The record is from RefSeq and is a predicted model, not a curated record.